Messenger RNA from Parathielavia appendiculata, 2540 nucleotides. RefSeq names its product molybdenum cofactor biosynthesis prote. Gene Ontology annotation, molecular function: 4 iron, 4 sulfur cluster binding; cyclic pyranopterin monophosphate synthase activity; GTP 3',8'-cyclase activity. The transcript is spliced from 2 exons. Lineage: Eukaryota; Fungi; Ascomycota; Sordariomycetes; Sordariales; Chaetomiaceae. The record is from RefSeq and is a predicted model, not a curated record. Gene Ontology annotation, biological process: Mo-molybdopterin cofactor biosynthetic process. Bases 249 to 2360 code for a protein of 703 amino acids.
CCGAUGGCGGGGAUCCGCAACCUCCGUGUUCCGCGGAGACCUGGCCACUCUUGCUGACUCACCGUUGCCGCCACCGCUCACUUCGAUCAUGCAAAUCGGGUCAUCUGCAAUCGCAUCCCCACGAUUGGGGAGACAACGAAUCUCCGUGGACUACGGAUCCGUAGACUGGCGAAAACCGCAUAAUAGCCUUCCGAUCUCACGGCUAUGCCCGCCCUCCUACAGUUCACGUAACUCUGUCAAUUGGAAGGAUGGCACUGCCUGUGCGUUGCGUCACUCGCAGUCUCCGGGCCGGCGCGCUGCAGAUACCAAGGCCGCAUCGGACCGUCAAGUCGCAAGCGAGGCGUAUUACUUCGGAAUCGCCCGCUGUUCAGACACCCGAACAUGUGCCGCCACAGCGCCCUCUCUUGUUAGCAACCCAGCCCGGCGCUCUCAUACAGGAUCCGAAUCAGGAUGGCUCUGUACCCUCCCGUAGGGACCGCAUCCGGGACGCCAAGCCCUAUUCCGACUUCCUCACCGACACCUUCCACCGUCAACACGAUUACCUGCGUAUCUCGGUCACGGAGCGGUGCAAUCUGAGAUGCCUGUACUGCAUGCCAGAGGAAGGCGUGCCGCUAUCGCCACCAAAGGAGUUACUUACAACGCCCGAAAUCGUCAUGUUGUCGUCUCUCUUCGUCUCACAAGGCGUGACCAAGGUUCGGCUUACUGGAGGCGAGCCAACCGUCCGACGGGACAUUGUGCCUCUGAUGCAGCAAAUCGGAGCACUGCGCGCCCAUGGCCUGCGCGAGCUGUGCCUGACCACCAACGGUCUCUCGCUGCACCGCAAGCUGGAGCCCAUGGUUGACGCUGGGCUGACGGGCGUCAACCUCUCGCUCGAUACGCUGGAUCCAUGGCAGUUCCAGCUGAUGACGCGACGCGCAGGGUUCGGCGCUGUCCAGAAGACCAUCGAUCGGAUCUUUGAGCUGAAUCGGGCGGGUGCAGGCAUCAAGUUUAAGAUCAACUGCGUCGUCAUGCGUGGGCUGAACGAUCGUGAGAUCCUCCCGUUCGUGGAGCUGACGCGCGAGAAGAAAGUCGAGGUGCGCUUUAUCGAGUACAUGCCGUUUGACGGCAACAAGUGGAGUGAGGGCAAGAUGUUUAGCUAUCAGGAGAUGCUGGACCGGAUCCGUUCUCGGUACCCGGACUUGCAGCGUGUCAAGGGCCACAAGAAUGACACCAGCAAGACCUUCCAGGUCCCCGGCUUUGUGGGCAAACUUGGUUUCAUCACGAGCAUGACCAACAACUUCUGCGGGACGUGCAACAGACUUCGCAUCACGAGCGACGGAAAUCUGAAGGUAUGCCUAUUUGGCAAUGCCGAGGUCUCCCUGCGAGACAUUAUACGAAAAGUGAACCGAGGCGACCCUAUCGAUGACGCGGCUUUUAAGGCGUUGGAGCAGGCAGCAUUGGAAAGGAUAGGCAGGCUGCCGCCGUCUAGCUCUCAAUCACUGGUGGUACCAAAUUCGGAGGAGCUGCUCAACGUCAUCGGCAUGGCUGUCAAGCGGAAGAAGGAGAAACACGCUGGCCUCGGAGAGCUAGAGCACAUGAAGAACAGGCCAAUGAUAUUGAUCGAUUCAACAACGUCAUCCCAACGCCGUCUCCAAAGUUACCCGCGGCGGUCUCAAUUCGGAUUCUCACCAACCUUCCGCCCACCCGGUAGACUCCUAUUCCCUCUCCCAAGCGUUACAGCCGCCAACCAAAUCACCGCCGGGGAACUCCGACUCUUCUCGACCACCACCCGGCGACACCUCCCUAACGACGACGAUGAGAAGCUCAAACUAACCCACGUCACCGCCUCGGGUGCAGCACAUAUGGUGUCCAUCUCCGAGAAACCCCCCACCAAACGUAUCGCCAGAGCAAAAUGCACCGUCCGUUUCUCCUCGCCCACCCCGCUCGCCCUCAUCCGCGACAACCAGAUCAAAAAGGGCGACGUGCUCGGCGUGGCGCGCAUCGCGGGCAUCAUGGCGGCCAAGCGCACGCCAGAACUUAUCCCGCUAUGUCACCCCGUCGCGCUGACGCAUGCCGAGGUGACACUCGUGCCGCGCAGCAGCAGCAGCAGCAACAGCAGCAGCAGUGGGGAUGGGGAAGGGAAGGGGGAAAGGGAGCAGGAGGAGGGCGGGAGGGAUGAGAUUGAGAUUACGGCUACCGUCUCGUGCGACGGCAAGACGGGCGUCGAAAUGGAGGCGCUUACUGCCGCUGGGGCGGCUGCGCUGACCGUGUUUGAUAUGUGCAAGGCGGUGGAUACGGGGAUGGUUAUUGAGGGGUUGAGGGUGGUCCUAAAGGAGGGUGGGAAGAGUGGGCGGUGGGUUGAGGAGGAGAAGGUUGAGUGAUGGUGUUUUGGUGUAUGCGGUUAAUAAGAGAGGAAGAGCAUGCUUGCUUGGAAAAAGGGUCAGGGAUAGGUCAAGGACAUGAAGACGACACUCGAUCUUCGUUUCAGUUGCUAGAAGCAGGUGACCUAAUACGGAUUCGGGGAUUCUUAUAAAUCUUAGCUGGAAAUCCAUACCCCCGUG